Molecule: messenger RNA, 3461 nt
Organism: Symbiodinium necroappetens
Lineage: Eukaryota; Dinophyceae; Suessiales; Symbiodiniaceae
Source: the annotation of a GenBank genome assembly
GUGCCGCUGUUUGGGACUGUGUGCUGGUCGGCGUGAUCGUUGCGCAACUGAUCGAUUUGGCAGCCAUUCCCCUCCUGGCUGGUAUCGACAGUGGCCACUACCUGCCGCUGGCAGUGCUUCUGUACCAUGCAAUCGCCUUCGCUUUUUGUGGCAUCUACGAUUUGCUGAGUCAGCAAGGGAGCGGCCGAGCUCGCACACUGCACCGUGUGUUGGUUUCCAGGCGAGUCUUGCUGGAACUUGCCGGCGGUGCCUCCGGAACCAAGCUCUACUUGGGCCGCAUCUGCUUUAUAGUCAGUGGAGGUGCGAUGUGGCUUGCGCUACGAGUGCUGCUUCUGAUUGGCGAGGAGACUCUGGUACUAACGUGCUUCAUUAUCCUCCUGUUUGUGGCCUACUGUGCGGCUGGAUUGGCAGCGCUGGAACCCCGCCGAAGUCUUCCCGGACAUCUCGUGCAGUGGCUUUGCACUGGAUGGGGUGCUCGAGAGGCUUUGCUUCAGGGUCCUUUGAAGAUCCUCGGUGGUUUACUGAUGCUACCUUUCGCUGCGUCGGUCAUUGCUGCGCAAAUUUGGUUGCGCACCAUCUCCUUCAUCGUCUGGUUGGCAGUCGCGUGCCCGUGCUGCCGUCUGCAGAGAGCGGACAACGUCUUCGAUGCCUUCGAGCGAGAGCUGGCUAUUCCCCUUCUUCAGUGCUCUUUCCUGGCCUUCUCCUGCACAUUAGCAGGAUUGGCCUUGGAGGGGGAGCUCUCCAGCUUUCAGCGCAUGUCUGUGGGGAUUGCAGCGACCUACUACACCAUCAUGCUGUUGAUCUGGACUGCACCAGCAGUUUUACAAGCCAAGGUGGCUGCUGAGGAAGUGUACGACGCUAAUUCUUUGCUCGGAGAAGAAGGUGCUGCGCAGCUUUUGGAGCGAGCAGGAGAUGGAGAGGUGGAGCUUGAGGACCUGCGGAGCACUUGUGAUGAGCUGAAAGCUCUGGUCCAACGUGAACGGCAUGAUCAUGCUGUGGAGGUGGGACAGCUCGUUGCAAAACUUCGAGAUCAAGAGGUCAUUUCGAGAAGUUCUGAGAAGAGCAAGGCACAACUCCUUUCUGAAGUGGAGGAGUGGCGUGAAAGGUGCAGUGAGCUCAAGAAGCAGCUGGCCCUCUCAUCACGUCCUGAUUUACCCAGGAUAAAGUGGCCGAUCCACACAGCUGGUGCGGAUGAUGCAGGAGCUUCCGCUUCUGGAUCGCAGCCAUCGACAACCCCGGAUCAGCAAGAAGCCCUUCACGGAACGCAGAGCCCUGGUGGUGCCUCCGGCGUUGCCCUUGAGCCGGUCUCAAGCAACGACGAAAGUUCGGAAGUCGAGCGCGCGGGUGACUCCCCCUGCAGCCACGAGGGUUCAGAGGACGCUGAGAACGAAGCCAGCGCCGACGGUCCUCCCGCACGAAGGCCAUCAUCAGAUGAUGGCCAGCAGCAGCAUCACAGUGCAUCGCACGAGGUCACUCCGGCACCGUCUGGGGUUUCGCCACACGCGGAGUCUGCUGCUGAAGAUGUCCUCUCAGCCGGUGAGGACACGAGUGGAACAGAUGCAGCUCUGAGCGAUGCGGAUGGUCCCCAUCCAGCGCAUGUGUUGCAAGUAGAGCUUGGGAUUGCAGGUCGCGUGACAGGCAUACAUCCUGCCAAAAUGAAGCAUUUUUCGGAGAUGAUUGCUGUGUUGAUGGCCUUGUUGCCCUGGGGCGCCCUGGGUGAUCAGAGUCGAAGGCUCUCCACCCAUCGCGUGAGCUCACAGGCUUCGUCAUCUGCCGCCAGCGAGUUACAGCAAAUUCUUCAGGAUGGAAAGAUGAGCAUUCCAUUAAGUCUGCAAGCUAUUCAGACGACCCUGGUAAAGAUGGGACAGGAGGCUAGCAACAGCAGUGCCGUGACAACUGCUGAUUUCGCAAAGAGCAUUGAGCCUUUGCUGUAUUCUAUGCAAAACACAAUUCGCAGUCAAAACAACUUGACUCAGCAGACCUUGGACAAUUCCUGGGCAAGCUUCACAGCUUGCAGCUUUGACUUUGGAGGCCCGGCUGGCUUCGAAGAUUUGACAGCGCUCGAAAACUCUCACAAGACGUGCAGAGUCGAUGAGGGCAUUCAGAAAACGGGGCUGGACUCCUGCAGAAUCAUUCAGGGAAACAAGGAGUCUGCGCUUGUCGACGCCAAGAAGGACUUUCAUGGCGAUGAAGCCAGUGGCACCAAGGGGAAGAAUGUUCUUCCCGAAGCCAGUACUUGUGACUUCGAGCAAACAGGUGCAGCUUGGAGCUCCCCCAAGGAGUACUUGGAAUACUUUGAGAACCACUUUGGCACCUUGCUGAGCGACUGGCGAGCCUCCCGUGAUGCUGUAGUCAAAGCGCAAAAUGAGACCAAUACUCAGACAGCCCUUUGUGACUCCAAGGAGGUAAAGUGGAAUGGUCAGAAGACAGAUUGUGCCCAGUUUCAAAAAGCGCUGGAAACCGCAGCAUGUGACAUCUUGACCCACAACACUGCCUGCAGGAGUUAUACGGGUUGCUACAACAGAGAGUGGCAUUCCUAUGGGGAGACCGAGAAGCUUACGAAGACACAGGAGGCCGAGCAAAAGGCUGAAAUGAUGGGGACGCUCAAGAUCCUCUGCAUGAUCCGUGUCUUUGGACAGCCGGACUUGACUGCAAGGAUCAACCGCUGCCUGCAGGCUGACUAUGCAGCUAGUACAGAUGUGACAAACCUGCACAUUACGUACUACCCGAGCUCCAAAACUCCAAUGCCGACUGAUCAAAGAGGUACCUGUGCAGCGGCCAGCAAAGCCUCAAUGAUUCCAGGCACAAAGGCCUUUGAGAACACGCACUAUGGUGGUCUGCCAACGAAUGCAGGCUUUUCAGACUGUUCUGCCUCGUGCUGUGGAUAUUCGGAGCCGACUUGCCAGAAGUAUGGCUGCAGCACCAAGUACGUAAAGACCCAGCUCUGCCAGUGCAAUGCAGAAUGUGAGGUGCACGGAGACUGCUGCUGGGACUACUACGAUAAAUGCAAUGUCGUUUCGAAGGAGUACAACAUCGUGCUCAACGAGGUCGCCUUUAGCGGUGUGGCUGGUACCUGUGAAGGUGCGGACUGGGUGGAGCUCUACAAUGCUGGGCAUGUGAUGAAGGACAUCAAGGGAUGGACAUUGUCAGUGGAGAAACCUGAUCCCCAAAAUCCAGGUUCAACCGUUCAGUACGACGUUGCCUUCGACACUAGUCAAACAAUCGAGCCUGCACGUUCACUAGUGGUUUGUGCGAAGCCCGGAGGGCUGUCUGAUGCCACACUCCCGAACAUUGAAGUUGAGUUCGAGAAGGGCAACAAGAUUACUUGGAGUGACAAGGACGGCAGCGUUAUAUCUGCAACUACGAUCUCGGACACCGCAGCUGACGACAAGACUUGGUCUCGUCUGGCUGACGGUGAAUAUGCAGUGAAAGAUCCAACUCCCGGGUCUAAGAACAAAUAA